Trichoderma gamsii is the source of this 3483-nucleotide messenger RNA. RefSeq lists its product as hypothetical. Lineage: Eukaryota; Fungi; Ascomycota; Sordariomycetes; Hypocreales; Hypocreaceae. The transcript has a single exon. The record is from RefSeq and is a predicted model, not a curated record. Bases 1 to 3483 code for a protein of 1160 amino acids. Gene Ontology annotation, molecular function: protein binding.
AUGGAUAGUCGCGUCAUUUCCGGCAACACAUUCGGUCCCAAUGCUAUCGUCGUUCAAGGCAAUCUUACGUCCCCUGAGCCACUUUGGACCGUGAACAAUGCGGCCCAUGCCGACCGACAACGUCGAGAGAGAGAAAUAGAGAUCCUGAGAAGGCUUUAUAAAUCACCGUACGAAGAUCGGAAAGACCGAAAUCCAGAUCGGACUCGAGGAACCUGUGAGUGGUUCGUAGCUCACAAGCUCUUUCAGGAGUGGCAAGAAAGCAAACAGUCAACAACACUUUGGGUAUCUGCAGAUCCCGGAUGUGGAAAGUCAGUCCUAUCAAAGCACCUGAUUGAUUCAGUAUUGCAAAGCACAGCAUCUAGAACAAUAUGCUACUUCUUCUUUAAGGACGACUUUGAAGAUCAGAAAAAUGUCGUCAGUGCUCUCUGCUGUAUCUUAUACCAACUUUUCAAGCAAAAACGCGUCCUGCUCUCUGAGGCUGUUCUCGAACAAUUUGAAGUCUAUGGAGAAGAGAUUACUAGCUCAUUUGGAAAGCUUUGGAGCGCCCUUCUUAGUGUAGCUGAGGACAGGAACGCUGGCGAAAUCAUAUGUCUCCUAGAUGCAAUCGACGAAUGCGAAGACCACGGAAGAUCCCAGCUCGCUCGGGCCUUACAAACGCUUUAUAACACUGGAAGAAGCUUUAAUUUGAAGUUUCUAUUAACUAGCCGGCCCUAUGUUAGUAUUCAGCAUGGUUUCCGACCUCCGGACAUUCCAGAGUUGGCUGUGAUUCAUCUAAGCGGGGAGAGUGAUGAUGAGAUGGUAAAGAUAUCCCUAGAAAUCGAUAUUUUCAUUCGGGCUCGAGUCCGGGUUGUUGGAGAAAAGCUGAAGCUUGGGAGUGACGAGCAAGGCAUUCUAUUACGAGAACUUAUGCGGGUCCCCAACCGAACGUAUCUGUGGGUGCAUCUCACUCUGGACUUGAUUGAGCAAGACCUCGAUCUCGACAAAAGCGGAAUAGUCAGAAUUACUUCCCACCUUCCCAACACGGUUGAAGAAGCAUACGAAAGAAUUCUAUCCAGAAGCCGCAAUUUUGAAGAGGCUAAGAAGCUGCUGCAUAUUGUGGUUUCAGCCGCGCGGCCCUUAACCCUGAGUGAGAUGAACUUAGCGUUGACGUUGAGAAGCCACCAUCAGUCGUAUGACGACCUUAACCUCAAGUCAGAAGAGCGAUUCCGAGAGAACGUGCGAGAUCUCUGCGGCCUCUUCAUAGCGGUCAUUGACUCAAGGGUCUAUCUGCUUCACCAAACAGCGAAGGAAUUUUUGGUCCAAACCAAGCCAUCGAAUGUUUCGAAACGCAAUCAGGCAAUUACCAAAUGGAAACACUCACUGUGGCCGCAAGAAUCCCACCGCAUUCUCGCCGAGAUCUGCAUCUGGCAUUUACUCUUCGCAGAGUUUGGGGCCCAAUCUCCUAAAGGAAAAACAAUGAAUUUCCAGCACAAUGACCAACGUGUCUUCCUGGACUACUCUGCUAAGCAUUGGACCACUCACGUCCGCGAAUCGCAUAUCGAUGUCAAGAAUUCACUAAGUCAAUUAAUAUCAAAGCUCUGCGAUGGGACCUCAAGUCGCUGCCUGACUUGGCUUAGAAUCUAUUGGAGGAGCACGAACACAGAUUUCCCGCAGAAUUUUACCGCUCUCAUGAUUGCAUCCUAUUUUGGACUUACGACAGUGAUGAAGCUCCUGCUUAUAUUGGAUAGCACCGACGUGAAUUCUCGGGAUGGCACAUACAAGCGGUCAGCUCUAUCUUGGGCUGCAGGAAAUGGUUAUUACGUCGCUGUUAAGCUCCUAAUUGAGGGCGUUAGGAGCCACUGGAAGGGUCUUGAGAUACUCUUUAAAGCAGGAGCACAGGUAGACUCGGUGGAUAGACACAAUCUAACACCACUAUCCUACGCCGUUUUAAAUGGGCAUGCUGCUAUCGCCGAACUAUUACUUGAAGCAGGAGCCCGCGUCGAUACAAGGGAUAGCAUUGGAGGGACGCCAUCUUUUUACGCCGUUUGCAACGGACACGAACACAUUGUUAAUCUACUUCUUAAGAGAGGAAUCAACAUCGAUUCGGAGGAAGACAUGAGCAUGGCGCUACUUUUGUCCGCUGCGGAGAAGGGCCAUGCGGGAAUCGUUAAGCUCCUGCUCGACAAAGGUAGAGUUGAUCCUAACUCGAAGGAUAAGAAUGGCAACACGCCAUUAUAUCUGGCUGUCAAGAAUGGGUAUAAACCUAUCAUUGAGCUUCUACUUGAAAAACUAGGAGACAAGGUCGUCAUAACAAAUAAGAUCGUUCAGGCUGCGGUAGAUAAUUCGUGGAAUGGCAAACAAAUAAUGUCAUUACUCCUUAAGCAGCAAAGAGAUCCCAUCACGAUCACAGAAGAGAUUAUGCAUACUAUUACUACAGGCUUCGACGAAGAAGUGAUGGCAUUACUCCUUAAUCGACGAGGAGACCAGAUCACAAUCACAGAAGACGUUCUUAAGGCUGCUGCAAGUAACUUGAAAGGCGCGAAAAUAAUGGCAUUACUUCUUGAUCAAAGAGGAGACCAGAUCACAAUUACAGAAGACGUUAUUAAGGCUGCGGCAAGUAAUUCGGAAGGCGCGGAAAUAAUGGCAUUACUUCUUGAUCAAAGAGGAGACCAGAUCACAAUUACAGAAGACGUUAUUAAGGCUGCGGCAAGUAAUUCGAAAGGCGCGGAAAUAAUGGCAUUACUUCUUGACCGGCGAGGAGACCAGAUCGAAAUUACAGAAGACAUUGUUAAGGCUGCAGCAGGAAACUGGAAUGGUCAGAAAGUAAUGGCAUUACUCCUUGAUCAGCGAGGAGACCAAAUUACAAUCACAGAAAACAUUUUCAAGGCUGCAGCAAGAAACUCAAACAGCAAUCCAAUGAUAUCAUUGCUCCUUGACCGACGAGGAGACCAUUUUACAGAGGAUAUUGUUAAAGCUGCGGCAAGACAUUGGCAUGGCAAGGAGAUAAUGGCAUUACUCCUUGACCGGCGAGGAGACCAGAUUGCAAUUACAGAAGAGGUUGUUAAGGCUGCGGCAGGAAAUGAAUUCAGUAAGGGAAUAAUGGCAUUACUCCUUGACCGGCGAGGUGACCAUAUUACUAUCACAGAGGGUGUUAUUCAGGCUGCAGUAGAAAAUCAACAUAGCAAGGAGAUGAUGGCAUUACUCUUUGACCGACGAGCAGACCAUAUUACUAUUACGGAGGAUAUCAUUAAGUCUGCGGUAAAGAAUAGAUGGAGUGGUAAUGAAGUAAUAAAAUUACUUCUUGACCAGCGAGGAGGCCAGAUGAUUAUUACGGAAGAAAUUAUUGAAGCUGCAGCCAAGAACGAGACACGCGGCAAGGAGAUAAUUACAUUACUCUUUGAACAAAAAGGAGGUCAGAUGCUUAUUACAGAAAAAGUCAUUAAAGCUGCAGCAAGAAAUGAACUAAGUGGCAAGGAGAUAAUGGAGUUAUUAUUGAAUUGGUGA